This is a messenger RNA of Poeciliopsis prolifica (blackstripe livebearer), 6947 nucleotides long. RefSeq names its product v-akt murine thymoma viral oncogene homolog 3a (gene akt3a). Gene Ontology annotation, biological process: protein phosphorylation. NCBI's taxonomy places the organism in Eukaryota, Metazoa, Chordata, Actinopteri, Cyprinodontiformes, Poeciliidae. The coding region runs from base 820 to 2259 and encodes 479 amino acids. The record is from RefSeq and is a predicted model, not a curated record. Gene Ontology annotation, molecular function: protein serine/threonine kinase activity; ATP binding. The transcript is spliced from 14 exons.
GGAACCGGCGUUCGUGUCUGAAUUUGUUGUGUGCGUGUUCAUGUGGAGGCAGUGGGCGGGUUCACGACAGAUAGGGGGUGCCGCUUCCCUCUGUGACGUUUCUGAAUUUCCUGAGAAUCAAAACAACCGUUGGCCGCGGUAACGGCAGCUUCACCCCCCUCCAACCCCCUCACACACCACCGCAGUUUUGUCGGAAAUCCGUUUGAUGACUCUGACGGAGACCGCCGUUUAGCUUAGCUCGCAUAGUUUCGCUCAGGCCGGAGUUAAAGGCAGGAAUAGAAGCGGUGUGUGAAGAAGAGCAGGUGCAGGGAGGUAGGGGGACACACUGCCACAGCACCUGUCGCUGCUGUUGCUGCUGCUGCAGGUGAUGACGCCGCUGCUGGCCGGACGCUGUUGUAACGGCUGAGUCACUACUGGUGAAGAAGGAAGGUCUGGAGAGGGAACGUGAGAGGACGAGGAGGUGGAGGAGGAGGGGAAGACGAAGAAGAAGACGAAGAAGAGAGGAAGAUAAGCCACGACAGGAAGCAAAACGACACGCGCGCUCAGCCCUACACAGCGCUUGUUUCGCGUGCGUGCGCUUGUCUGCGUCUGAGAGGGAGCGAGAGCGAGAGAGAAAGGCUGGGCGAGUUAUAGAGGGUGAACGGGAAAGGAAGAAAGGGAGGGAGAGUGACGCGGAGGCUGGGAGAGCCGUUUCCCCCUCCCCUCCACCUCCUCCUCUCCUCUCCCUCGCUUUCUCCUCUCCUCUUCUCCUCCCCUCCCCUCCCUCUCUGGCUGUGUGGAGCAGGCGUGUAACGGCAUCAGACUCGGCGUGAAGGAACCAUGAGCGAUGUCACCAUCGUUAGAGAGGGAUGGCUCCAGAAAAGGGGUGAAUACAUAAAGAACUGGCGGCCACGUUACUUCCUGCUGAAGACAGACGGCUCCUUCAUCGGCUACAAAGAGAAACCUCAGGAUGCAGACCUCCCUUAUCCUCUAAAUAACUUUUCAGUAGCAAAAUGUCAGCUGAUGAAGACAGAGAGGCCGAAGCCAAACACCUUCAUCAUCCGCUGCCUUCAGUGGACCACUGUCAUUGAAAGGACCUUCCAUGUGGAUUCGCCUGAUGAACGAGAUGAGUGGACAGAGGCCAUCCAGAUGGUGGCAGACAAGCUGCAGAGACAAGAGGAGGAGAGGAUCCAGUGCAGCCCCACCUCCAACAUUGACAACAUGGUGGAGGAGGAAAUGGACAUCUCCACUACACACCACAAACGCAAGACAAUGAGUGACUUUGACUACCUGAAGCUGCUGGGGAAGGGAACGUUUGGUAAAGUCAUCCUUGUCCGGGAAAAGGCCAGCGGGAAGUAUUACGCCAUGAAAAUCCUUAAAAAAGAAGUCAUCAUAGCCAAGGAUGAAGUUGCUCACACACUCACAGAGAGCAGAGUACUGAAAAACACCAGGCAUCCUUUUCUCACCUCGCUGAAGUAUUCAUUCCAGACUAAAGACCGUCUCUGUUUUGUCAUGGAGUACGUGAAUGGAGGGGAGCUGUUUUUCCAUUUGUCCAGAGAGCGAGUGUUCUCCGAGGAGCGCACGCGCUUCUACGGCGCCGAGAUCGUCUCAGCUCUCAACUACCUGCAUUCAGCCAAGAUUGUGUACCGGGACCUCAAGUUGGAAAACCUGAUGCUGGAUAAAGAUGGUCAUAUAAAAAUCACAGAUUUUGGACUCUGCAAGGAGGGCAUCACUGAUGCUGCUACAAUGAAGACCUUCUGUGGAACUCCAGAGUACCUCGCUCCAGAGGUCCUGGAGGACAACGACUACGGCCGCGCCGUGGACUGGUGGGGGCUGGGCGUGGUGACGUACGAGAUGAUGUGCGGCCGGCUGCCGUUCUACAACCAGGACCACGAGAAGCUGUUCGAGCUCAUCCUCAUGGAGGACAUCAAGUUCCCACGCACGCUGUCGGCCGACGCCAAGUCGCUGCUGUCCGGCCUGCUCAUCAAAGACCCGAACAAAAGGCUCGGGGGCGGACCGGAAGACGCUAAGGAAAUAAUGAGGCACAGUUUCUUCUCUGGCGUCGACUGGCAGGAUGUUUACGACAAAAAGCUCGUCCCUCCCUUCAAGCCUCAGGUGACGUCGGAGACGGACACCAGGUACUUCGACGAGGAGUUCACAGUUCAGACCAUCACAAUCACUCCACCAGAGAAAUUCGAUGAGGAUGGAAUGGACUGUCUGGACAACGAGAGGCGACCGCACUUCCCGCAGUUCUCGUACUCGGCCAGCGGGCGAGAAUGAACUGUCCAUCACGGUGACAUUGUCACAGCUGGUCUCUGAGGCCGCCAGCGUGGGACACGAAGACCCCGCAGCUUCGGACCAACCCAGACUUGAAGGAUUUUUGCCCUUUUCUCCUCCAUUCCUUCUCUUCAGUCUGCUUCUUACUUACUUUAUUUAUUUGUUUCUCUCUCUCUCUCUCUCUUUUUUGUGAAUCUCUUCAGAGGUCAAAACCUCGAGGCAAAACUAGAGUUCACUCCUGCACUCUGAACUGCGACGCACGCGAUCUGUUGACUUUUUUUUUUUAACGACCCUUUAACGACGGGAGCUUCACCGGCCCCCUGCUGUGCUUUGACAUCUGUUUCUCUAAAACACGUAACGUAAAUAAAAGCCCAAACUCUUAAAAUAUUGGCCGGCGCAGUUUUCAGGUAGUGUUCGUGUCUGCGCGACACGCGCGUUCAGUUGUUGGAACCCAAACUGCCAUAGCGGGUCGUAACUCAGGCUUUCGCGAACACAAACUCGGCGAGACGUUUGCGUCUGGCGACACGUGGUCGGUUCGGUGAUUCCGGGUCGGACUGAGCAGCGUGGGGGUGGGGGCCACGCACUCCUUCCCUCGUGUCGUCAAGCAGGAUUUGACUCAGGUGCUGCUCAGUGCAAGUCAUGUUGUUGCUGCUAUUUCAACCACAACGACUACAGGUACCGCUCUUCUUCUACUGCUACUACUGACAUCCGGUGCUACGCCUCCAGCUGGCCGUUCAAGGCGACAGCUAAGCGCCCCAAACUAUGCUCGUCCAGCUGCUACCUUUUACUCUGCUGCUCUUAAAUGUCAUCGACUGAUGAUCACCAUGGGGCUUUUACUUUACUGGCAACUCAAAGCACAGCAGCCCAGGCAGAUGAAGCUCUGGUUAGCUUUACUACGUCACCAACAAUGCAGCGGAAAUGCAAGAAGAAGAAGAAGAAGAAGAAGUGAAAGUUCGAGAAAAUCAGCUGGUUUGAAUGUUUUUUUCCCCUCCCCAACCGAAAUGUUUUUUUGUUUCUUUCUCUUUUUGUUUUUAUUUUUUUUCUUUUCUUUGAAUUGACCUUAAAUCUCCAAAAAGGGAAAAGCUUAACUGAAACGGUACUUUCUCAGCUUUACUGUGACUCACGGUUAUCACGGCUUUGGGAUCCACACAGGCUGUGAAUCCAGAAUGUUAGACAUAGGAAAGGGACUGUUAUUAGAAGCGACGAGGUGGGGAGAAACAAAAAAUGCAAUAUGAAUAAUGAUUUAUAAUGUGAUCACUUAAGAUGUAAUGAGGUUAACAGCUUAGCUACUGUUUUCUGCAAGUUCAUUAAGGCGGUUUUUAAAACGACACGGUUUGUGAGGAAGUAAACAGAAGCGGAUGUGAGUUUACAAGAAUCACAGCACUUGCUAUAAUAUAUAUAUGUUCUAUUUAUUGCUCUACACAUUGGUUUUAUAUUUAACCUUUUCUAUUGUUAUUACAUGAUUAAAAAAGUAUAUUGUUGUUUCUUAAGAUUGAGAGAAAUAUUGCACCUCAAGAAACAAAAAUGGCUGAAGAAUGUCGGAGGGAAAGCAGAAAGCCUUCCUGCUCCAUUUCUUUGUUUUCAUUUUUUAUUUUAUUUUUUCAUUUUUAGGCUUUGUGUUCUGUGACCAAAAUGUGACGGCCGGAGGAGACGGCACACGCCGAAGACGGUUAAGACCUGAAUGUCCCCGACUCUUGAUGUUGGAUGUGUGUUUGGUGACGGCCCGAAGGGGGGUGGAGGGGGGUAUUGAGAGAGAAAGCGGAAGUGGAUCAAAGGGAGAACGAGGAAGGGUGAUGUCUAAGUGUGUCAAGAAAAGAGACGAAAGAAUUCAGUCGGUGUUUUAGUCUGUAAGGUGGAGAUUCACUGAGAAGUCGGCGUAUGACUGAAAACGGGGGGGUUUCAGAUUCUGUCCAGUCAGUGAAUGCACCGUACCCAAACACUAGCAGGACUUGUUGACAGUAACACUCGUCCUGUGGAAGUUGUUACAGAAAGAAGACUCAUAACUGGCUGUUUUCAGGACAGGAGAGACAUUUCGAGGAAAUCAGAGGAAGUGUGUGAGACGUUUUCAGCUAUGUGAAUGAAACAGGAGGUUCUCUGGCGGUUCAGUCCUGUUGCUAAUGACUUUAAAAGUCUGAAAACAUCCAGGAUGUGAAUAUUCAUUCACAGUGAUUAGAAGUAGGGUAGGUUUCCAACAUUCACUUCUGUUUGUUGAUGAUCUGGUAAAGGAAUUCAGAUGUUAUUACACUGUAACAGCAGAAACUCAAUAGCCCAGCAUAUGUCACAUUUGAACCUACAUAUUGUGGUUCUGAAACCAGUCCAUUGUGAUUUGUUUUGGAGUUCAAUAUUAUGUCAUUCGUUACUUGCUCCUUUGUGUUGGGACAAGUGUAAAUUAAAUUAGGAGUGUCUUAUAAGUGUCGACUCUUUAAAAUGAAAAGAGUCAUCUUCCUCUCAGGAGCAGAUUGCUGUUUUAUAAAUGCUAACUGGGCAAAUUAGCAUUAGCAAACAACAGUAAGACUGGGAACAAAUAUUUCAAACCCUGCCGAAGAUAAAUCGUUUUGUCCGAAUCUGACAUGGGCCACGAACCUCUACCUGAAAUGCCGAUGACGAGCCGACCUCUGACCCCUGCCGUCUUGGGCCCGUGCCGUCUCCUCCGGUCUGGACUCUUUGUAUUUGCAAUUGUUGCGCCGUCAUGUCCUCCAGACCGACAAAAGGUCUUAGAAAUUCCCCACGAUUUCUCUGUCUCCAAACGCUGUUGGGGAAGCCUGGUGGUUUCACAAGGUCAAAAACCUCGGAGUCUAAAAGAGAGAGGAAAGAAAAAAUAAUCAAAGACAACCUGUUGUGUUUUUAGCAUCUGGUUUACACACUGAGGGCAUCAGGGGAGUUGCUCUGAGGCAGAGAAAACAUUAUUCCAGUAUAUUUAUUAUUUGAAUGUCUUUGGAUAACUUGAGUUUGUUUUCUAUUUAAUUUAUUUGUUGUCUUUUUUUUUUUUUGUUUAUUUUGUUUUGGGCCUUUAGCAGUAAGGUGAGGUUGUAGUCAGUUUUCAAUUUUUUAUUUUUUUGGUUCUAAAAAUAAAUGUUUUUUUUUUUUUCUUUGUUUAAAGGUACGUCUUACACACAACCUCUUACCUGUUUUUUCUGCUGCUCUUAAGUCCAUAUGCUUUACUGUUGCACUACCAUUGAACUGCAAAUAGCUAGCAAACCCGCUUUAUGGCAGAAAGUUCAAAAAGGAAAAGAAGCAAAAAAGAAAAUAAAAAAUAACGGCGCUGGCCUGCAUGCUGUAGUUCUCCGUCCGUCCGUCAGCCUCGAGUCAAAACGGCGCUCUGAACUCCGAUGAAAAAUACUCGUGUGAUCGAUGCGGCCUGUUCUGGUAGCCGGGGAAAGUCCAAAUCCCAACCCAGCUGGCAGCCCUGACAGGCUCAAGGAAGCGCGCUCAAGUAUUUGGAAGGAUUUCAGCUUUGACUUGACUCAGGUCGGCGAGCAGCUGAGGAGUUCUAGCUGCGUGCGAACGCACGUCAACGCCAAAAAAACCGUUACGAGAUAAAACCCACCACCACCAGAGUUCAUGAAGUACGGCUCUGUAGCUUUGAACACAGCACUUUUCGCAUCCCAUCACUUUUGAUACGAUUCAGAGGAAUUUGAUUCAGCCCUGCUUUAAAGCAAGAUUUUUAGCUUUUUUUUAUGUUUUUAAAGAAAAAGAAGAAAAAGAAAAAACGACGAUUUUUAACUAAUAAACCAAUCUCCAGAUACAACCAUUUGGCUAGGAUUUGACAGACGUGGCUGAGGCGUGCAGCAGUCGGCCCGCGGUGGGACGGUUUAGAAACCCAAACGUUGAUCGUUAAUUGCACUGAAAAGUUUUUCUUCCUGUGAGCCUCCAGCUCUCCGUUUGGGUGGAUUCUGGGGUCAGGCGUGAAGAACUUGACUUGAGGUGAUGAAGAGUACUGAUCGAUACUAAUCAGUGUGGGUGGGGGGCAGACGUCUCACAAAGCCAGUUUCUUCUUCCUCACGGCUUUACAUGACCCCUCACCACCAUCACACCAUCCAACCAAACGGCGUGUGAAAUCCGGGACGCCGCCAUGCCGGCUCUCCGUCCUAAAGCCGCUGCCGUUUGUACCUCCCAGCGCCCAGCGACUUCAGGCGCGUCUCGGCUGCUCCGCAUUCGUCUCGUUCCGUUGACAUCGGCCAAAAUUCGCCCGAUGCUCGCCGCGCCGCUACCAAACAGGAAGCGGGCUCGCGUUUGAAACACUGAACCGAAGAGAGGAGACUUCCUUUCUGCAGCAGAUUCCUUCUCCCCCUGCCCCUCCCGGUUUACCUCCGUCAACCUGAGUAUUAACAGCAUGAGAGUCAUUUAUUGAGUUUAGAAGCAGCAAACAUGUAUAAAUACUAAAGCGCCAUGUCCAUUACACACUGUAGCUGAACAGUAGUGAGAGGGAAGGCCGCGUUUCCAACACAGGAAAUGACAGCAGAGCGGAUCAAGCAGCCUUUCUGUCCUACAUGCCGUCAGGUUGCCGAGGUUUGGGCCAGAGAGGCCACAAGGAUGUGAGAACAACACAUUACCAUCAACAUGGAGCUGUUUUUUAUUAUUAUUAUUCUGUACAUCCUUAGUAUUUUUACACAUAAGAUGUAUCAGAUAGGGAUGCACAUUAUUUUCCUUCUUACAGACGGCUUCAAUAAAGCACUAUGUCAAUCUGCUGA